Purpureocillium takamizusanense is the source of this 3664-nucleotide messenger RNA. RefSeq lists its product as uncharacterized. The record is from RefSeq and is a predicted model, not a curated record. Lineage: Eukaryota; Fungi; Ascomycota; Sordariomycetes; Hypocreales; Ophiocordycipitaceae. The coding region runs from base 148 to 3567 and encodes 1139 amino acids. The transcript has a single exon.
ACUGACAGUCGAGCAGGCGUCUCGCCCUCUACACCUGCGAGAUCCGCACAGCCUUUGAUCCGUGCCGAUGACCGCUGCUGCACUACAUCUGACACCAAUUUCAGCGGUCUCGCGUCGGUUUCAACCCCUCCGUGCCACAUCAACACCAUGGCUGCCCUCCCAGCUCAGUCUCUUCCCGACUGGGACCAUGACGAAAUAUACGCCGAAGCAGUCUGCAACAUCGACGAUGUUUUUUACCACGGCUGCGAGGACGAGGAUUACGACAAUCCUGCUACAAGACGACUGAGAUACGAGGCCGCGGGUCGAAGGUUUCUGGACGGGGAUGUGCCCUUCCUGCUGUCAGCCUCCCUGCGAGGCCCCUUUGAUCAAGGGUCCGGCUGGUCCAAUCCGUGGCGGAGCAAACAGCGUGCCCACUCUGAGAAGCCACUGGCCGCAGAGUCGAUAACGGAAGGGGCCUUAGCCACGAAUGAGCAGGUACUCGAGGAGACGGAGCUCGGCGAAUCCGACCUCGAAUGCCAUCUUCCCAGCCCCGAGAGCCUUAAGCAGGCACCGCUUACCGAAAAGCAUUCCCAUCUCGACGACCACGUGUUGUCUAUGAUACAGGACUGGAGAACGGGUAUCAAAAUACCCUCUCCGUCGCGCGAUUCUUUCUGGGCUGCAUCCAAGGCUCAGAUCACCGCUUCGGCCAGAAAGAGGCGCGCCAGAGAAUCCGAAUGGCUCAAAAGGGUGGCCAGCAAGAAGCGCAAACUCGAGUCCAGCGAACCCAGCUUUUCCAAGUCUCCCCUCGCUCGUCGAAAUUCCAAUUCGCGUGUGCUGCGUGAUAAGGAUCAUCUCACUUCGACCAAUUCUGUCAGCUGGCUGGCUAAUUCGGUCUUCAAUUCCCGAGCGUCGAAGUCCGGACAAGCAACUGGAAGCUUUGAGGAAGUGGAUGAGACAGAGGACGAGCUCAUGACGUCAAUGCCACCCCUCUCCUUUGCUAAACACAAAAGGCGCGUUCCCAAGACGCCAAAGCGAGUCUCGCCCCGACGAGAUAUGUGGAAGUGUGUCAUGCAGUCCACUGGACAAGCGGACGACGAGUUGAGCCAAAAUGAAGCGGCUGCGGCCACUCUUUCAUCCCCGAUAUCGCAGCGCCAUGGAGCUGUGGCCUCUGGUCGCAGAGCAACAGACGUGAAUAGGCGUGCAGCGGGUGCAUCCCUCACGGUGGAACACCCAUCAACUACGAAGCAUGGCAUCAUGGUAGGAAACCAGGGGCCAGUCUACCACAUGAACAAUCCGGAAGAAGGCGACAGUGCCGAAGAAGCCUUGCAUGCUCCUAUCGCGCCGGAUUCAGUCGCACAGUUGGAGACUCAAAUGGAUUCCAGUUCCUGCUUCAAAAUCCGACAACAGCCCGAUCAGACCGGCAAGGAGUCUUCAAUGGUUGACAUGAACCGGCCAGACCUGGAAACUACAGACCACGAGUGUACAUUGAGCAAACAAACAGAAGACCACGACUCCGAGAAAUCUGUCGAGGGCGAGAUCAAUGCGGCUCCUGUCGGCCCACCAGAAUCCAAGGAGCGUAAAGAGAUCUCAUGUGGCGAUGAUGCCCGGAGUAUCACAGAAGCCUACAGCAAAGCCACAAGAGACAUAGACCGCGCCCCACAAGACCAGGUCAGCGACCGUGCCGCUACCUCGGGGCGUCCUGCAGAUGAUGCAGACGGUGCAUACUCUACGGAUGAUGAGGAACAAGUCGGGAUUGCACCUCCUGGAGACGGCACAGAUAUUCAUGAACGAUCUCGCUUCAGAAGGCUGAUAUCCCUUGAAAAGCGGCCCGAUAAGAAGGGGGGCGGCAAUGUGAAGCGGCUUGUCACUCAUACUCAUGCGCAUGAAAGUAGCGCUGAUAUUGAUGCUGUGUCGACAACCAACGACCGGAUUGGACGAAAUGUUACCCAGGCGCCCGACAUCGAAAUUGCCGCUCGACCCAAACCAGAGGCUAGCGGGUCCGAAGAGGCUCGAACCAGUCUCGAAGAACCCGACGUCAGUGCAUCGGAGCCAGCUAUUGAUUACAAGCCUUUAGCAGCCGAGAUCCUAGGGUCGAAAGGCUGUGAAACGAAGCCGCCGUAUCCAGAGAGGCCGAUUCUGAGCGUGGUUAGGUCCCCUGAGAUUUCACUUCCCCCUCUCGGUAAGGUGGUGCCAGACCCAGGCCUCGAGGCUGGCAUGGGGCCAGAGAAGCAUUGCGGUGCAUCAAUGGGACAGUCACGCCCGGCUCUCCCUUCGAAGUCGAGCGAGGUUUCCUUAAAGAGCAUUCUCCAUCGCCUUGUUCCGUCGAGCCCCUGGGCCAGACUGUCCCAGAAGACAUCGUGCUCUGAGGCGAAGUCAGAUGAUGCAACAGCCAACCUGAAGUCCCUAACGCCAAGCACAGAAACAGCUUCGGAGAGUGAUGUGGCUGGUACAGAGGUCAUGGAUGAGGAUGAAUCUUCCUCCCACCAGGAGCAUAUUGAUGCGUCGCGACCGGAAAGUGAGGCCGCUGUCCCGAUGAUUGCGAAUAUUGACAACUCCACUUAUCAACAAGAAGAAACAGCAGUCACGCCAGAAAAAGCCACAGGCGCCGUGAUAACAGAAUCACAACAGACUCCAUGGGACAAGACGCAGCUCUUCGGGCGCUCGAAAGACAUUUCAACUGGCAAUCACGGUGAGAGCACCGGCCGAUUCUCUGAUGAGAAGUGCCUAAACUCGGGUGAGAGCCAGCUUGUUAUACCCGCAGACGCACAAAGCCCAUGGGCUGGUGGUAUUGGCGAUACCUUGGCGUACGGCGGCAACGUCUCAAGCAAUUGUCUUGUGUCUCAAGGUAGCAUCAAGACACCUGCAUCGCAGCCAGCCGUGCGACUGUCGACACCGGAGCCGCAAUUUACUGUCAAAUCAUUUGCUUCAUUCAUGACGCCCUCACCAGCACGAACUCGUCCCCGCACCGGCCAUAUUGGGCAGAGUAUAGAAGGAUAUCGAAUGGCUUCGGCGCUGAAAAUCCAUGGUAGCGUGCCACGUGCUAGCCGGCGCGUGUCAUGGCGACUACCAGAUCAUGGCGCUGGGCAAGAGCAGGUCAGAGGCUUGCAAGACUCAUGUGGUCAAUCGAGUUUUGAACAACGGGGACGCGCGGCGUCGCCUCCCCCGGCCACGCCCAUUGGCAACCUCCCCACAUCAGAAAGCGACAAGUUUAGAAAGCAUUUCGCGGCCGUGGCAAGUCGCACCGAUGGACUACGUCAGAAGCUCAUCCCAACGGCAUCCCAACAGGCUGCUCAGAGUCCAGGCAUGCAAGGCAUGGCCGCGCAAUUUUUGGCGGCGGACGAUGCCGUGGCUACUGAGCAGUUGGGCGGAGCUGCCCUCGAACUUGAAACGGAUGUGGUGCGAGAACGGCAAGAACGAGUUGCAAGAGAGUCCCAAGAACCGAUGGAUGUUGUAGAGGAUCUGCUAUGCGAGAUGGACGACUUGUUACAGGUCUGGGAUGUGGACGCGGAGCUGGAUCAGGCAUGCAAGAUACCUAGGUCUGGAGUGCAGCGGAUGGAGAUGAAUAUUGGAAGCCAGAGUCCCUGGUGAGACGUUGGAGGUAUAGCUUUACUGUGCGUGCGAUUGACCUUUAGCGUUUAGCAGCUGGCGCGACUGGUACUACGUUUUGUUAUUAAAUACACUGACA